Messenger RNA from Benincasa hispida (wax gourd), 1592 nucleotides. RefSeq names its product serine/threonine-protein kinase SAPK3-like. Gene Ontology annotation, molecular function: protein serine/threonine kinase activity; ATP binding. NCBI's taxonomy places the organism in Eukaryota, Viridiplantae, Streptophyta, Magnoliopsida, Cucurbitales, Cucurbitaceae. Gene Ontology annotation, biological process: protein phosphorylation. The record is from RefSeq and is a predicted model, not a curated record.
AGUACUGUUUUUGAAUAUAAACACUUGGCUUUCUCGUGUAAAAAGAAUUUUUGGGUCGUUGAAAAUUAUUCCCAUUUCGAGCAAGUUCAUCAUCAAAAGGGUGCGUUGCUUUGCGGCUGCCUAUACCCGAGCAAUUAUCUUUCAUUCGACUUUUCCACUAUCUCCACCAUUAAAACUCUGCUUCACGUUUAACAAAACCCAUUUCUUAUUUCCUUCUUUAAUCUGGACCAAACCCAUCUCUCUUUUCCCCGAAGUUUCCCUGUGUUUUCAUUUGAUUUUCCCUUUUUGUUGAAGCUUUUUUGUGGGGUUUUUGUUUCUUUUUCAAUUGAGAGUUUUAAUGGAGAAUCGGUAUGAGCCAUUGAAGGACCUUGGCUCUGGGAAUUUUGGAGUUGCUAGGCUUGUUAGAGACAAGAAGACAAACGAGCUUGUUGCAGUCAAGUACAUUGAGAGAGGGAAGAAGAUUGAUGAGAAAGUUCAGAGGGAAAUCAUUAAUCAUCGAUCGUUGCGGCACCCUAACAUUAUCAGAUUCAAGGAGGUCUUCUUAACCCCAACUCAUUUAGCCAUAGUCAUGGAAUAUGCAGCUGGCGGGGAACUUUUUGGAAGAAUAUGCAGUGCUGGUCGAUUUAGCGAAGACGAGGCAAGAUUUUUCUUCCAGCAGCUAAUAUCUGGAGUCAGCUACUGCCAUUCCAUGCAAAUUUGUCACAGGGAUCUGAAAUUGGAAAACACACUCUUGGAUGGAAGUCCUACACCACAACUUAAGAUAUGUGACUUUGGUUACUCAAAGUCCGCUUUAUUACACUCACAACCGAAAUCGACUGUUGGGACACCGGCAUAUAUUGCACCGGAGGUUCUAUCACGGAAGGAGUAUGAUGGAAAGAUUUCAGAUGUUUGGUCAUGUGGAGUGACAUUGUACGUGAUGUUGGUUGGAGCAUAUCCAUUCGAGGAUCCUGAAGAUCCGAGAAAUUUCCGAAAGACGAUAGCAAGAAUAUUGAGUGUUCAAUACUCAAUACCUGAUUAUGUACGCGUGUCCGUGGAGUGUCGCAACCUUCUUUCUCGCAUAUUUGUCGCUAACCCCGCAAAGAGGAUCACCAUCCAAGAGAUAAAACAGCUGCCAUGGUUUUUCAAGAACUUGCCAAAGGAGCUAAUUGAGAUUGAAAAAACCAACUUCAAACAACAAGAACCCAACCAUCCGUCACAGAGCGUUGAGGAAAUUAUGCAGAUUGUUCAGGAAGCAAUGACACCAGGAGAAGUGUCUAAAAUCGGGGACCAAAUGUUGGCUGGAGGAUCGGGGCUCGACGAUCUGGAAGCUGAUAUAGAUUCUGAAGUUGAUGUCAGUGGUGACUAUGUAACUGCUGUUUGAGAAUGGUUUGAUUUUUAGUUUGAUUACAGAAGAGUUUGUUGUAUGGAAACAAAGCAUAUAUGGCGUCAAAAUCAUAUUGUACAGAGAAAUAGAAGCCAACAUUGUGGGGCACUUGCAUCGACUCCCCCAAAACGUGUUCAUUGUAUCAACAAUAAUAGAGUCCAUUUUUUGUUGAUGAAAAGAAAUACUGUCUGGUUCAAAGUCCUUUAAUUUCUCUCAUUGGAAAAUUAAA